AUGGCGGCUCCGGGUGAAGGUCGCAUGGGCAUUGCAACUGCAGCGAGUGUUAUCGGCGACAUGGUGCGCAGCUUCUCAAAUUUGCGCUUCAUCUUGCUCGUUGGUAUCGCGGGUGGAGUUCCGACUGUGAGAGACGUCCGGCUAGGUGAUGUUGUGGUCGGCGUCCCCGCGUACUCGGAGGGCGGUGUCAGUCAAUAUGAUUUUGACGUAUCGGCGCAAGACGCCGAGUUCAAACAGAAAGGUCAUCUGAAUGCACCGCAUGAAAAAAUACUCGCAGCUGUGAGGCGCCUCAAAGCAACGCAUAUCACGACCGGGAACGGUCUCGAGGAUCGCAUUGCCACGGCCAUUGCAGGAUUUCGGCGAGGCAAGAUCUUCUCUCGCCCGACUACUGACAUGCUGUACAAGGCGAGCUACACGCAUCCUCGAGGACAUGGAGCAGAUCUCGUCUUGUUAGUUGGCUGGAAAGACGGAGAGGCUGAGCUUAAGUUGAAGGUACGAAGGGCAAUUUGUAAAGGAAAGAACGAUAGGCAACCAGAGCAUAUCAUGCCCGAAAGGAUAUCCUCAAACUCCGGCCCGCCGCCUCUGUAUUCACAACCAAUGCUCUUUUGGCUGGCAAACAUGAUCUCUUCUAAAGUCAUAAAAGGGAAUCCUUCAUUGCAAGAAAUCUUGCAAAUUGUGCCUCAAGAGGGCCGAAACCACCGAAUCCUAUCAUUCGCGGAUGAUCUGAAAGACCAUCCAGUCUUUCCCAUGUGGACGAAGACUGGUUCUGAGCACAAUGCGAGAAGCUCAAGUAGCGUAUCACAGCAUAUUUCAGAUUGGGCAAAGCGCGCAGGAUUCGUAAAUGGUAUUGGCGGCCUUCAUAGCGCACGAAGGGAAGCCCUUGUCAAAGCCAACGGGGAUAAUGGUCAAUCGGUCGAGCAGCUCCAACUGUUUGCGGACCAUAGAAACUCAUCAGUUCUUCAAAGGCACUAUUUGGGUGCAAUGAACACAGUGGAUGGCGUGGCAAGCUACUUGGGGAUGGAUAUCAGGCGUGAUCUUACUGAAGACUUCCGAUCGGCAACGAUGAAAUGGGACAGCGACCUGGCUUUGCAACUUCCGGCACGGGAAGUCGACCAGCUGAAACAAGACGAGGAAUAUAUUCGACUGAAAGAAUAUAUCUCUACACUUAACACUCUCAUCGACGGCGGCCUUUUCAAAAAAGAGGAACACGAGCAACAUAUAGCCGCUCGCAAAAAGGCGUACGAAGAUUGUCGAAGGCAUUUCAGCGCUGGAAGAUCGUAUUGCUCUUCGCACAGGGGACUGGCAGGUCGCAUACCAAUCUCAGCUAAGGCCUAA
This is a messenger RNA of Pyricularia oryzae 70-15, 1335 nucleotides long. RefSeq lists its product as uncharacterized. The record is from RefSeq and is a predicted model, not a curated record. Gene Ontology annotation, molecular function: DNA binding; catalytic activity. The transcript has 5 exons. Gene Ontology annotation, biological process: nucleoside metabolic process. Bases 1 to 1335 code for a protein of 444 amino acids. NCBI's taxonomy places the organism in Eukaryota, Fungi, Ascomycota, Sordariomycetes, Magnaporthales, Pyriculariaceae.